GUUUUAUAUGGCGAGGACUUGGACUUUUUUUUACCAACCCGAAAAGAAAUCCAGCGACCGGAGAGAUGCGAAGUCGUCGGAAGCCACCGUGCGCCGCUCACCUGAUCAUAUUGAUACUCUGCUCUCUCCUCCUCUCGACAAGAGUAACUGCCCGGCCGUUCGUUCUUGUCCUCUCUCAAGACGACCUGAAGGAUGGACCCGUUGAUGAGUCUCCUGAUGAUCCCUCUUCCGUCGCCGAUUGGGACGAAUUCGGUGAAUCAGACGCUAGGUCCGAUGACGACCUGGAUCCUGGAUCCUGGCGACCGAUAUUCGAGCCAGACGAAUCCAACUCUAAUUCCGCCGAAGAGUUCCCGAUCAAUCCCCAACUAGAGGAGUAUUAUUCGAGCGUCAGGAAAAUGGUCGCCGCCGUGAGCGAUGGGGGUAGGGCAAUGGAGGAUGUCGCUUCGGAGAUUGAAUCGGCCGCCGCCACCGGCAAUCCUCACGCGCAGUCGCUGUUAGGGUUUUUGUAUAAUACAGGAAUGGCUAGGGAGCGUAGUGGUGCCAAAGCUUUCAUGUACCAUCACUUUGCCGCUGAUUCUGGCAAUAUGCAAUCGAAAUUGGCACUCGCUUAUACGUAUUCUCGCCAAGAUGUACAUGAUAAAGCAGUCAUACUGUAUGCUGAGCUAGCCGAAGCCGCUGUUAACAGUUUCUUGAUCUCAAAAGACUCCCCAGUGAUUGAACCGGUUAGAAUCCAUAGCGGAGCAGAAGAGAACAAAGAAGCUCUCAGAAAAUCCAGAGGGGAAGAAGAUGAAGACUUCCAGAUCUUGGAAUACCAGGCACAGAAAGGAAAUGCUGUAGCCAUGUAUAAGAUCGGCAUAUUUUACUACUUUGGAUUAAGAGGAGUCAGGCGUGAUCAUGCCAAAGCAUUAUGGUGGUUCUCUAAGGCUGUGGACAAAGGUGAACCUAGGUCCAUGGAGCUUCUUGGUGAGAUCUAUGCAAGAGGUGCUGGAGUUAAACGAAACUACACAAAAGCUCUUGAAUGGCUCACGUUAGCAUCAAAACAGAAACUUUAUUCAGCUUACAAUGGAAUGGGAUACUUAUACGUCAAGGGUUAUGGAGUAGAACAAAAGAACUACACUAAAGCAAAAGAAUACUUUGAAAAGGCUGCUGAAAAUGAGGAAGCUGGUGGGCAUUACAACUUGGGUGUAAUGUAUCUCAAAGGAAUUGGAGUCAAGAAAGACGUGAAGCUAGCUUGCAAGUAUUUCAUAGUAGCAGCAAAUGCUGGUCAACCAAAAGCAUUUUACCAAUUGGCAAAGAUGUUCCACACUGGUAUAGGUCUAAAAAAGAAUCUCCCAAUGGCAACAUCAUUGUACAAACUAGUUGCAGAAAGGGGACCAUGGAGUUCAUUAUCUAGAUGGGCAUUAGAAGCAUACCUAAAGGGCGAAAUCGGAAAAGCAUUUUUACUAUACUCAAGAAUGGCAGAAUUAGGGUAUGAGGUGGCACAAAGUAACGCAGCCUGGAUUCUUGAUAAAUUUGGUGAAGCAAGCAUGUGCAUGGGUGAAUCAGGGUUUUGCACAGAUGCUGAAAGGCAUCAACGUGCACAUUCUUUAUGGUGGCAAGCUUCUGAACAGGGUAAUGAACACGCAGCUUUGCUUAUUGGAGAUGCAUAUUAUUAUGGCAGGGGGACUGAAAGAGAUUAUGAUCGUGCUGCGGAUGCUUAUAUGCAUGCCAAAUCACAAUCGAAUGCUCAAGCUAUGUUUAAUUUGGGAUAUAUGCAUGAACAUGGUCAAGGACUUCCUUUAGAUCUUCAUCUUGCUAAACGUUACUAUGAUCAAGCCCUAGAAAUUGAUCCUGCUGCAAAGUUGCCUGUCAUGUUAGCCCUUGCUAGCUUGUGGGUACGCAGAAAUUACGCCAAUAGUUUUAUGGUUGAUUUGAUAGAUUCUUUGCCUGGUGUUUACCCAAAAGCGGAUGAAUGGAUCAAGAACGUUGUAAUGGAGGAAGGGAAUGCAACGAUUCUGGCUCUUUUUGUUUGCUUGUUGACGGUGCUUUACCUUCGUGAGCGGCAACGGCGGCAGGCGGCGCCUGGUGGGGGUGGGGGUGGGGGUGGGGGAGUGGCUCCUCCUCCGCUUCGCCCUAAUGACAACGGUGCACCGCUUGUCAAUUGAGAAUUGAAUUGUAAGAAUGAAAAUGAUUUUUGGAGAUUGUUGAAGAUGAUCUUUAUGAGAAGUGAAUGCCACCCAUAGGAAUUUUACUUGAGUUGCUCCAGACAGUUUUCUUACAUUUUUUUUUUAGAUUGUAAAUGUACUUUGGUUUAGAUUAUAUUGAGACUGUACUUGAAAUACAAAAAGACAUCAUAGCAAUAAAUUUAUUUAGAGUUCAUAA
Lactuca sativa (garden lettuce) is the source of this 2361-nucleotide messenger RNA. RefSeq names its product ERAD-associated E3 ubiquitin-protein ligase component HRD3A. Gene Ontology annotation, molecular function: protein binding. NCBI's taxonomy places the organism in Eukaryota, Viridiplantae, Streptophyta, Magnoliopsida, Asterales, Asteraceae. The record is from RefSeq and is a predicted model, not a curated record. Gene Ontology annotation, biological process: ERAD pathway.